AUGGCCAUUACCUCUGCCAGCAACCUAUUGGAUCAGUCUUUCCAUGAGGACACGAUUUGCAAUACCACCAUGGCUGCUGAUGGUUAUACAGUCUCUGUCGCUGAAUCCAAGACAGUCCCCGAAGAGAGUGCAACUACCUAUAUUGUAUGGGAUGAAAUACCGGAAGAUGAUCAUGAACUUCGAUUUCAUUUUCAUACUAAGUAGUACUUGCUUAGUUAUACGAACAAUAUCAACCUGGAGACAAUCAAAACUUACCAAUGCAUUUGAUCCCUUGAUAAUUUCAUCCCAAAAAGCACAUUUGAACGAUCCUUUCCUUUAAGUGAAUCGUACAUUUCGUUAAAAAAUC
Molecule: messenger RNA, 346 nt
Organism: Mucor mucedo
Lineage: Eukaryota; Fungi; Mucoromycota; Mucoromycetes; Mucorales; Mucoraceae
Exons: 2
Coding region: 44-319 (91 amino acids)
Source: RefSeq, a predicted model, not a curated record